Molecule: messenger RNA, 1822 nt
Organism: Helicoverpa armigera (cotton bollworm)
Lineage: Eukaryota; Metazoa; Arthropoda; Insecta; Lepidoptera; Noctuidae
Product: apyrase
Exons: 11
Coding region: 95-1726 (543 amino acids)
Biological process (GO): AMP catabolic process
Cellular component (GO): plasma membrane
Molecular function (GO): nucleotide binding; 5'-nucleotidase activity; metal ion binding
Source: RefSeq, a predicted model, not a curated record
AAACUAUACGUACAUGUAGAUCCGUCCGAUUAGUUCCAAUAUUUUAUAUCAUUUUGCCUAAUGUGUACAAGUGCCUACUGAUGUUUUAGCUAAAAUGCAUAGAUUAUUAUCGUUAUUUUCAUAUGCUCUAGCUUUAAGUGUUCUAAGUGCAUCAGGAUAUGAGCUGAAUAUUCUGCAUUAUAAUGACUUCCAUGCAAGAUUCGUAGAGACUAGCCCAAUAGGAACAGUCUGUAACCCAACAGUCGCUCCAUGCAUUGGCGGCUUCGCUCGCCUCGCGACUCUGGUCCGCGAGCGCUUGAGAGAAGAACCUGAGUCCUUGCUCCUUAAUGCAGGUGACAGCUUCCAAGGAACUAUUUGGUACAAUAUUCUGAGAUGGAACGUCACCCAAGAUUUUAUGAAUUUGCUGCCUCAUGAUGCUCAUGUAUUGGGCAAUCAUGAGUUUGAUAACGGGAUUGAAGGCGUGGUCCCAUACUUAGAAUAUUUAGACUCAACAGUAGUCACAGCUAACAUAAUUGAUGACUUAGAACCGACUAUGCAAGGGAAAUAUGAAAAAAGUACCAUUGUGGUAAAAAAUGGCAGAAGAAUUGGUAUCAUUGGUGUUAUUAUUGCUACUACUGAUAUCUUAGCUUCAACGGGUAAUCUCAAAUUCACAGAUGAAGUUGAGACUGUAAAAGCAGAAGCUGAGAAACUGAAUGAACAAGGCGUUGACAUCAUUGUAGUUUUGUCUCACUGUGGUCUUGACAUUGACAGAGAAAUUGCACUUCACGCUGGUCCCCAUAUUGACAUAAUUGUUGGAGGCCAUAGUCAUACUUUGCUAUUUAAUGGAGAUGUUCCUGAAAACAGUGGUUUUAUCCCAUUGGGUCCUUACCCGGUAGUAGUGGAACAAGCAACUAGAAAAGUUUUAAUAGUACAAGCAGCAGCGCAUACACAAUAUUUGGGUGAAAUAAAGUUGACAUUCGAUGAUAGUGGCCACCUCUUGAGUUGGGCUGGUAAUCCUCAUUAUAUUGGAAACGAAAUCGAACAAGCACCAGAUGUUUUGGAAAAAGUUAAUCAAUACUUACCUCUGGUUGAAGAGCUGGCUUCUCAAGAGAUUGGUGAAUCCAUGGUGCAACUAUCAGCCAACUGCGCUUGCUCAGAAUGCAAUCUCGGCAGCUUAAUCUGUGAUGCUUUUAUGCAUGCCGCGCUACAAAGAGCUGGAAGUGACAGGUGGAACUACGCACACUUUUGUGUCAUCAAUCAGGGUGGAAUUAGAACGGAUAUAGAUAGAGGAGUGGUUACUUACGAGUCGGUGAUACAGUCCACUCCCUUUGAGAACAACGUUGAAGUUUUCGAUUUAAAAGGCGAACAUAUUAUGGAAAUGUUGGAGUUCUCAGUGGCCAAUGACCCUUAUUUGGGCGCGAGGAUGUUACAAGUGUCAGGAAUGAGGGCAGUUUUCGAUGGAGCUCGACCAGUAGGGAAUCGAGUGCUAAAUGUAACCAUUCGAUGCAUAGAAUGUGAUGUACCAAAAUACGAGCCUUUGUCACUCGAAAAAUAUUACAAAGUUGUGUCAACUGACUUCAUAGGCAAUGGCGGGGGCAAUUACAAUAUGAUAAGUGAAAAUCGUGAUAAUGUAACAGUUCUGGGAGUCGACUACGAGGUGCUAAUGAACUACAUACGUCAUCAAUCGCCCGUUUUCGCCGAAACUGAUGGCCGAAUGACGAUUAGCAAUCCUUGUACUGAGAACUAACUGAAAAAUAGGUGGUCAUUUUUUGUGACACGAUGUGUACGUUUUUGUACAACGGCAUACGAAGUGAUAUUAUUAAACAUGAUAUUAGAAAGAAAA